AUGUCGCAACAGCAGGGCCUGGCCCUCGAGGCCCUGGAUUCCAUCACGAAGGACCUCAAAAUAAAGGCUCCCUCGACUGCCUCGCAAGCGGCUACCGACGAGGUUCGAAAGCGAGCUGCCGUCCAGCUGCGGGAUCUAGUUGCUGUCUGCUAUAGAGACUUCACAGCCGAGCAGUUCAACAACUUCUACAGCUCCGUUAAUACUAAGAUCACGACCUUGAUACUCCAUGGCAACGACACGUCGGAACGCCUCGGCGGCGUCUAUGCCCUCGAUGCCCUGGUCGACUUCGAUGGUGUCGACGUUACUGCAAAAUAUACACGCUUUACUGCGAACCUGAAGCACGUUCUAAGAGGCAAGGACACCAUGCCCAUGCAGCCUGCUGCCAUAGCACUGGGAAAGCUGUGUAGACCUGGUGGUUCGCUCAUCUCAGAACUGGUCGAGUCCGAGGUCAAGACCGCGCUGGAGUGGCUCCAGUCCGACAGAAUAGAGGAGAAAAGAUACAGUGCCGUUCUUAUCCUCCGCGAGCUAGCCCGGAGCGCCCCUACCCUGAUGUACGCCUAUGUCGGUCUGAUAUUUGACCUGAUCUGGGUCGGUCUUCGAGAUCCGCGACAACUCAUUCGGGUUACGUCCGGCGAGACGGUUAGUGCCUGUUUCCGCAUCAUUCGAGAGCGAGACCAGGAGAUGAAGAACGCAUGGAUGAGUAAGAUGUACACCGAGACCCUGGCCGGCCUCAAGAUCAACACCAUCGAACACGUCCAUGCAUCACUUCUUGUUCUCAAGGAGCUACUGGAGCAGGGUGGCAUGUACAUGCAGGAACAUUACGAGGAGGCCUGUGAGAUCGUCUACCGCCACAAGGACCAUCGAGAUGGGGCCAUCCGCAAGACUAUCGUCACCCUGGUCCCGGACCUGGCCAAUUAUUCCCCUACCCAAUUUGCCCACACCUACCUUCACAAGUUCAUGUCCUAUCUGUCUGGCAUGCUGAAGAGGAAGGAGGAGAGAAACGACGCCUUCUACGCCAUUGGCAACAUUGCCAACUCGGUGAAGAGUGCUAUCGCGCCUUACCUCGACGGAGUCAUCGCAUACGUUCGAGAGGGUCUUAGUAUCCAAUCUCGAAAACGAGGUCCCGUCGAUGCCGUCUUCGAAUGUAUUAGUAGGCUCGCAGUGGCCGUCGGUCAAACUCUGAGCAAAUACAUGGAGGCCCUACUGGAUCCUAUUUUUGCCUGCGAGCUUACCACAAAGCUGACGCAAGCACUGGUUGAUAUGGCCUUCUACAUACCGCCAGUGAAGGCAACCAUCCAGGAGAGGCUCCUCGAUAUGCUCAGUAAGGUCUUGUGUGGCGAGCCCUUCAAACCUCUGGGAGCUCCUACACCAAAUACGCUCUCGUCUGUCCCCAUCAUCCCCAAAGACGCCAGAGAUCCCCAAAUCUACGAGCAUCGAAAGGCCGAGGUGAAGCUUGCUCUGAACACAUUGGGCAGCUUCGACUUCUCAGGUCAUGUUCUGAACGAGUUCGUCCGCGAUGUAGCUAUCAAAUACGUCGAGGACGAUGAUCCCGAGAUCCGUGAAGCAGCCGCCCUGACCUGCUGCCAACUCUACGUACAAGACCCGAUCGUCAACCAAACCAGUUACCACGCAUUGCAGGUCGUCGGAGACGUCAUCGAGAAGUUGCUGACCGUAGGUGUCUCCGAUCCGCAACCAAACAUACGACGCACCGUGCUGGCGGCCCUUGACGAGCGCUUCGAUCCCCAUCUUGCCAAGGCAGAGAACAUUCGGACGCUGUUCUUCGCCUUGAAUGACGAGGUGUUUUCCAUCCGAGAGGUAGCCAUUUCUAUCAUAGGACGCCUGGCGCGCUAUAACCCUGCUUAUGUCAUUCCAUCACUGCGAAAGACACUGAUCCAGAUGCUCACCGAGCUUGAGUUCUCUGACGUGGCACGCAACAAGGAAGAGAGCGCCAGACUCCUCAGCCUCCUGGUACAGAAUGCUCAGGGACUUAUCAAGCCCUAUGUCGAGCCCAUGAUCCAAGUGCUUCUUCCCAAGGCUGAUGACCAGAAUUCGGCAGUUGCCGCCACGAUCCUCAAGGCCCUCGGCGAGCUUGCAACCGUCGGCGGAGAAGACAUGCUCCCACACAAGGACAAGCUGAUGCCCAUCAUCAUCGACGCAUUGCAGGAUCAAAGUUCUACAGCUAAGCGUGAAGCAGCGCUGCACACACUAGGCCAGCUCGCCAGUAACUCUGGAUAUGUGAUCGACCCGUAUCUGGAAUACCCGCAGCUACUGGAACUUCUGCAGAACAUCUUUCGAACCGAACCACAGCGUGGGCCUCUGCGCCAGGAAACCAUCAAGUUGAUGGGCAUCCUAGGCGCUCUAGACCCCUACAGACAUCAGCAAGUUGAAGAGCGCGCGCCUGACGCGAAUCGGCGUGUCGAAACCAAUCGCAUGACCGACAUAUCGCUGAUGAUGACAGGCCUCACCCCCUCGAACAAGGAGUACUACCCAACUGUGGUCAUCAACGCCCUGUUGAACAUCCUCAAAGACCAGUCCCUCGUUCAACACCAUUCUGUUGUCAUCGAGGCAAUCAUGAACAUCUUCCGUACCCUCGGACUUGAGUGCGUCUCCUUCCUCGACCGCAUCAUUCCCGCAUUCUUGCUGGUCAUAAGGGGCUCCCCUCCCACCCGUCUAGAGUCGUACUUCAACCAGUUGGCAGCGCUAGUCAGCAUUGUGAGACAACAUAUCAGGCCGUUCCUACCGUCCAUUGUGGAGAUACUUCAGGAGUAUUGGGAUACAUCAGCAUCGCUUCAGAGUACGAUACUGUCCUUGGUGGAAGCAAUUUCCAAAUCGCUGGAGGGCGAGUUCAAGAUUUACUUGGCUGGUCUUUUGCCCAUGAUGCUCGGUGUCUUGGAGAAGGAUUCGUCGACUAAGAGGACACCUUCUGAGAAGGUCUUGCAUGCAUUCUUGGUCUUUGGAUCAAGCAGCGAGGAGUAUAUGCAUCUUAUUGUCCCCGUUAUUGUCCGGACGUUCGAAAAGCAGGGCCAGCCAUCGUUCCUCAGAAAGUCGGCUAUCGAGACCAUUGGCAAGAUAUCCCGCCAAGUCAACCUCAAUGACUACGCCGCCAAGAUCAUCCACCCGCUGGCAAGGAUCCUCGCCAGCGGCGAAUCGUCAUUGCGAGUGGCGGCACUGGAUACGCUGUGCGCACUCAUACAGCAGCUUGGUAAAGACUACCUGCAUUUUGCCGGCACUGUCAGCAAGGCCCUUCAGGCGAAUCAGAUUCAGCACCAGAACUAUGAUCUUCUGGUCAACAAGCUACAGAAAGGGGAAGCGCUACCAGCGGACUUGAGCUCGGAGGCGCGCUUUCUCGACCAAGCAGACGAGCCGGCUUUCGCCGAGCUGGGAAGCAAGAAGCUGGAGAUGAACGCUAUACACCUGAAAGCGGCUUGGGACACGAGGGGCAAGUCGACCAAAGAGGAUUGGCAAGAAUGGUUGCGUCGGUUCAGUACUACGCUGCUGACCGAAUCCCCCAACCAUGCCCUGCGUGCCUGUGCCAAUCUCGCCAGCGUCUAUCUCCCUCUUGCACGCGAGCUGUUCAACUCGGCCUUUGUCUCGUGCUGGAGCGAGCUGUACGAGCAGUUCCAAGACGAGCUCAUCCAGAACAUUGAAAACGCCAUCAGAUCCGAGAAUGUUCCUCCGGAUCUACUCGGUCUUCUUCUCAAUCUUGCUGAGUUCAUGGAACACGAUGACAAAGCUCUCCCCAUCGAUAUCAGGGUCCUCGGUAGGGAAGCCGCCCGUUGUCAUGCCUAUGCGAAAGCACUCCAUUAUAAGGAGUUGGAAUUCCUGCAAGAUCAAAGCGGGCCGGCAGUUGAGGCGCUGAUCGUGAUCAACAAUCAACUCCAGCAGUACGAUGCAGCCAUUGGUAUCCUCCGUAAGGCACAGCUCUACAAGGACGGCAUACAGCUGAGAGAAACCUGGUUUGAGAAGUUGGAACGUUGGGAAGAAGCUUUGGCCUUCUACAAUAAGAGAGAGCAAGAAAUUCCUGCCGAUCAAGCAACCCCAAUCGACAUUGUUAUGGGCAAGAUGCGUUGCUUACACGCCCUCGGCGAAUGGGACGCUCUUGCCAGCCUGACGGGCACUACCUGGGCAAACUCGUCACCCGAAAUCCAGAGACGCAUUUCAGGUCUAGCUACUGCUGCUGCUUGGGGAUUAGGCAAGUGGGAUUCUAUGGACAGCUACCUGCAGACGAUGAAGCGGUACUCCCCCGAUCGCUCAUUCUUUGGAGCGAUAUUGGCGCUCCACCGGAAUCAGUUCCGGGAGUCCGCAGCCUGCAUUCAACAGACACGGGAAGGUCUCGACACCGAGCUGAGUGCGCUCGUAAGCGAAUCCUACAAUCGUGCGUACCAAGUGGUCGUUCGUGUGCAGAUGCUGGCCGAGCUCGAGGAGCUCAUCGUCUAUAAGCAGUCAGACGAGAAGAAGAAGUCCACCAUGCGACGGACAUGGGAGACUCGCCUCAAGGGAUGUCAGCGGAAUGUGGAAGUGUGGUCGCGUAUGCUCAGACUCCGCGCUCUGGUGAUCACUCCGUCGGAGAACAUGCACAUGUGGAUCAAAUUUGCCAAUCUGUGCCGGAAGUCCGGAAGGAUGGGCCUGGCUGAAAAGUCUCUCAAGCAGCUCAUCGGUACUGACCAGGCCUUAGAGUCUAUAAUACCGUACUGGAGCCAAACCGACCAAGCUCAGCGGUCCUCGGCCCCAAGAAUCCCUCCCCAGGUCGUCUACGCUGUCUUGAAAUUCUACUGGGAGUACGGCCAACAUGCCAACAUGCGAUCGACUGGCCACGCGGAGAAGACUCUGUCCUGUCUGCGGGAGUUUACUGCCGACACAGCUCAGGCUCUCGAGAUAUCUAGAGACUCUAUGCAGGCACCGCCAAACGGUGCAGAUUCAUUGAGCGACUACGGUUUUCACAACGGCGCUGACCCGGCCAUAUCCAAUCCUCGAAGCCACAAAACGCUACAGGGCCAGACAGUGCUGCUUGCUAAAUGCUAUUUGAGGCAAGGAGAGUGGCAGGUCGCUCUUAACAAGAGCGAUUGGCAGCACCGUAAUGUCCAAGACAUCCUCACGUCCUACGCGAAGGCCACUCAAUACAACCCCAACUGGUACAAGGCAUGGCAUGCUUGGGCUCUGGCAAACUUUGAGAUCGUCCAGGCCCUCAUGUCACCGACAGACAGGCCCGCCCCCAGACCAGACUCGGCCGUUAUCAUCAAUCACGUCGUACCUGCAGUCACUGGCUUCUUCAAGUCAAUUGCUCUCUCUUCAGGGAGCUCUCUUCAAGAUACCCUUCGAUUGCUCACCCUGUGGUUUGCCCAUGGCGGUAGCGGUGAGGUCAACACAGCAGUCACUCAAGGCUUCGGCACUGUUAGCGUCGAUACGUGGCUUGAGGUGAUCCCUCAACUCAUUGCGCGCAUCAACCAGCCCAAUACGCGCGUGCGACAGUCAAUCCACAACCUGCUGGCGGAUGUUGGUAGGAACCAUCCCCAGGCUUUGGUUUACCCCCUCACCGUUGCCAUGAAAUCCGCCCAGGGCUCGAGGCGAUCAAAGUCGGCGGCACUCAUCAUGGACAGCAUGCGAGCUCACAGCGCCAAGCUCGUCGAGCAAGCCGAUAUCGUCAGUCAUGAGCUCAUUCGCGUGGCUGUACUGUGGCACGAGCAGUGGCACGAGGGUCUCGAGGAAGCAUCUCGGCUGUGGUUCGGGGACCACAACAUCGAGGGUAUGUUUGCCACUCUGGGACCGCUGCACGAGCAGCUCGAAAGAGGUCCGGAGACGUUGCGCGAAAUCAGCUUCGCACAGACGUUCGGCCGCGAUCUCACCGAAGCGCGAGAGUGGUGCCGACAAUAUGAGAGCAGCCGCGAUGUCAGCGAUCUCAAUCAAGCAUGGGAUCUGUAUUACCAAGUGUUCCGUCGCAUCGGCAGGCAGCUUCCCCAGAUGACCUCUCUUGAACUUGCCUACUGCUCCCCCAAGCUACUGAGCGCGAAGAAUCUGGACCUCGCCGUGCCCGGCACGUAUCGCAGUGGCGCCCCAGUCGUGCGAAUAAUGUCGUUCGAGACGACAUUCAGCGUUAUCAACUCCAAACAACGACCCCGAAAGCUGAACACGACCGGCAGUGACGGUAGCUCAUAUGCCUUCUUGCUGAAGGGCCACGAAGAUAUCCGACAAGACGAACGUGUCAUGCAGCUGUUUGGUCUUUGCAACACCCUCCUCGCAGAUGAUUCCGAGUGCUACAAACGGCACCUCAACAUCCAAAGGUACCCGGCCAUUCCUCUCAGUCAGAAUUCUGGUCUCCUCGGGUGGGUGCCGAACAGUGACACCCUCCAUGUGCUCAUUCGCGAGUAUCGUGAGAGCCGGAAGAUUCUGCUCAAUAUCGAACACCGGAUAAUGCUGCAAAUGGCGCCAGACUAUGACAACCUUACCCUGAUGCAGAAGGUCGAGGUGUUUGGCUACGCCUUGGACAACACCACCGGUCAAGAUCUGUACCGCGUCCUUUGGCUGAAGAGCAAGAGCUCAGAGGCUUGGCUGGACCGACGCACCAAUUACACGCGCAGCUUGGGUGUGAUGAGCAUGGUCGGGUACAUUCUCGGCCUCGGUGACCGGCAUCCCAGCAACCUGAUGCUCGACCGUAUCACUGGCAAGAUCAUCCAUAUCGACUUCGGUGACUGCUUCGAGGUUGCCAUGAAGCGAGACAAGUAUCCCGAACGUGUGCCGUUCCGUCUGACAAGAAUGCUCACGUACGCCAUGGAAGUUAGCAACAUCGAGGGCAGUUUCCGUAUCACCUGUGAGCAUGUUAUGCGUGUGCUCCGUGAGAACAAGGAGAGUGUCAUGGCGGUACUUGAAGCGUUCAUCCACGACCCUCUGCUUACAUGGCGUCUGACCAACGCUGCCUCUCCCGUAGGCCCCAAUUUCCGCUCCGAACGGGAAUCAGCUCUCGGUGCUGCAGCCCAGCGCGGCCGUCGACCCAGUAUCCUCGAGGCCGAACACCCGCCCUCAGAAUUCCUUGCUGCACAACAAGCAGAGGCGCAGCUCCAAGGUGGUCCCCCUGGCUCACGUGCCAGGGCACGCACAAACUCGAGUCUUAAUGGCGCGACUCAGGCUGACGGCGAGACGGCGGAGAUGCAGAACGCCCGCGCCGUCGAGGUGCUUGAUCGCGUGAACCAGAAGUUGACGGGGCGCGACUUCAAGCCAAACGAAGAGCUGGAGGUGGUCCAACAGGUCAACAAGCUGAUCAUGGAAGCGACGAAGCUGGAGAAUCUCUGCCAGCACUAUAUUGGUUGGUGCUCGUUCUGGUAG
Molecule: messenger RNA, 7317 nt
Organism: Anthostomella pinea
Lineage: Eukaryota; Fungi; Ascomycota; Sordariomycetes; Xylariales; Xylariaceae
Source: the annotation of a GenBank genome assembly